UUUCCUCGAUGAAAUUUGCAAUAUCUUCGAUUGUUUCGACCGAACCUGGUCGUGAUGCCUCAUCUGCCGAACGUACCAUAUCCGCUGAUACAUAGAAAAACUGAGCCUCCGGCGUCACUUCACCCGACACGGCGAAAAAAAUGUAUGCAAGCCAGAGACCUGCGCCGACAAACAUUAACGACAACUGCGUUUGACACUAACAAUUUCGAUGACGGCUUAAAAUCUGCUAUAAACCGGCUAAGUUAUCAGUUGUGUCUUUAAAUUUAUUAACGAUAUUGAAUCCAAGGUUUAUUAAAAAAGGAUGUCUCGUUCCUAAAACAAAUACAACAAACCAACAAAUAUUGUCAGGCUUAGGCGACCAUGUGGAUUUUCAGAAUGGAUCAAGGUCAUUUUCAAGAGGACACUUUACAUCGAGCUGGGAUCAUUGCGAAAACUAUGGUUUGUCGUAUUGGUUGAGAUACAAUUAAUAUUAUUAUGAUCUCAAAAGCCCAAUUCGAUGGGAACGGUUGUAAGGACCGAAUACCAUUUUCAAUAGUCUUUGUCUUUAGGCCACGAGAAGAGUAUGUGUAAAAUGUUAUCAAAUUAUCUUGUAAAUUGAGACUUGUAGCCGAUUCCUUAAACUUUAAAGUGAUUUAAGGAAUAAUAUUUUUGAGUGUUAAAAACAUCGGCACAAACGUAUAAUACCACUAUUAUGGUGCGGAUGAAAUAUUUCGGGAUCCGAGUGAAUUAAAAGUAGGAUUUGUUACAAAUAUUUUGAAAAUUUGGAUUUUGGAAGAAAAUAUUUUGAAAAUGGUUAAAGAGAAAUCCUCUUAACAGUCAAAUCUAAUAUGCUUCAUCAUAGUAGCAUCUACAUAUACUAUGUAUAAUUAGGAUGGCGGUGCAUCAAGAAUUAAUAUUGACACAUUUUGACAAGUGGGUUUAGUGGCUAGGAACCAUCAUAAGUCAAGUGUUAAGUUCGGGACUGUCCCUCUGUACUGUUGGAGGCAAGCUAAGCUAGUCGUCUUUAAAUAGAAUCGGCGUGGUUUAGUGCUAAAGGACAGCCGGUGGGAAACAAAAAAACCGGUGGCCGUGGCUACACCUGUAGAAAUGUCAGAAGCUGUAAACCAAACAAAAACAGCUGUAUAUACAGCUGGUCAAUGAAAAUUGUGCACAAAGAGGAAUCAAAACAACAAUUUACACAAACAAAUCGUGGCAGUUCAUUAGAAAAAAUUUUCAUUUUUAAUUUUGUGGUUUUAAUUAAAAAAUAAGUAAAAUAAUCCGGCAUAAUUUGUUUUAAAUAUAAUUUAGUGUCUACUAAAACAUAAAUGUUGUGUAGUUUUUAGUAUUUUUCUAACUUGUUUGUCGUAAGAACUAAAUUCUAAUGCAGGAGUUUCUCAGCAGAUAAACAUGUCAAAUUCAUUAAGCUGACGACGUGUCUCCGAGAGUAUAUGUUUUUAACUAAUUAGGAUUCCAGUUAGCUUAAUCAAUAAAGAAAGAACCGCUGCAACACUUUACUAUCACAAAUAUAAAUAUGAGUAUGGAUGAAAAACUAAAGUAUUCUUUGUUAAGAAAUGAAUUAGUCGAUAAUCAAUCUGUAUGGAGCCGGCAAGAAAAGAGAGUAUGGUUUAUUACAUUAAUCACCGGCACUUGCAUGUUGUAUUCAACACGCACAACGAUGCCUUUAUUGGUGCCAGCGGUGGCUGCCGAAAUGAAAUGGAGUAAAACAGACUCCGGUACAGUUUUGAGCUCAUUUUUCUGGGGCUAUACAUUAACGCAAGUCGUUGGUGGUUAUUUUAGUGAUCGCUUUGGUGGCCAAAGAGUUAUAUUAUUUGCAGCGAUUGGUUGGUCGAUUAUAACAUUCCUGAUGCCAAAUAUUAUUUGGUGGGCACCAAAUGUGAAAAAUUAUGCCAUUCCUUUUAUUGUUACCAUAAGAAUAAUUAAUGGAGCCUUUCAGGGAGUUCACUUUCCUAGUAUGAUUAGUUUAACAAGUCAAAAUCUCUGCUCAAAUGAACGCACAAGUUUCUUUGGUCUUUUAACUUCGGGUUCGGCCAUGGGCACUCUAUUGACUGGCAUCUUGGGUUCAUUUGUGCUGGACUAUUUUGGUUGGUCGUAUGUUUUUCGUGUUAUUGGUUUUAUGGGCAUAGCAUGGGCAUUGGUAUUACGCUAUUAUGCCAUGGCCGGAGAACGUAAUCGUAUUAUAAAUGUGUCUUUGCCUUCACGUUUGUGUGUGAAUAAAUCGAGUGUUGACACAGUGCCGUGGUUAAAAUAUUUUAGUAAAUUAUCCUUUUGGGCUUGUGUUCUAACGCAUGCCUGUGAAAUGAAUUGUUUUUUUGUAUUGUUGUCUUGGUUGCCCACCUAUUUUCAUGAUGGUUUUCCACAAGCCAAAGGCUGGGUGGUAAAUAUGAUACCUUGGUUAGCACUACCGCCCAGCACAUUCUUUGCCAAAUAUCUAACUGGUAGAUUGUUGGCCAGAGAUUGGUCAACAUCGGCUGUGCGCAAGGUUAUACAAAGUUGCUGCUUUUUAGCACAAAAUUUAGCCUUAUUCAUAAUGAGCCGAACCAAUGAUUUUCAUACAGCUUUAAUAUGUAUGACUAUAAUUAUAGGUGGCACUGGUUUUCACAAUAAUGCCGUGACUGUUAACCCUCAGGAUUUGGCACCUUCGCAUUCUGGUAGUGUUUUCGGUUUAAUGAAUACCGUGGGCGCCAUACCAGGAUUUUUAGGUGUUUACUUGGCUGGCCAUAUACUGGAAGUAACACAAAGUUGGCCUAUGGUAUUUAGCGCUGCUGCCGGUAUUAAUCUCGUAGGCUGGAUUAUAUUUGUGGUAUUUGGUUCAGCAGAGGCUAUAGUGUGAUGAUUUUAUGUUAG
This is a messenger RNA of Lucilia cuprina (Australian sheep blowfly), 2844 nucleotides long. It is a transcript of the gene MFS18, whose product is annotated as solute carrier family 17 member 9. The transcript has 9 exons. The record is from RefSeq and is a predicted model, not a curated record. Bases 1511 to 2830 code for a protein of 439 amino acids. Lineage: Eukaryota; Metazoa; Arthropoda; Insecta; Diptera; Calliphoridae. Gene Ontology annotation, molecular function: transmembrane transporter activity. Gene Ontology annotation, biological process: transmembrane transport.